Messenger RNA from Caretta caretta (loggerhead turtle), 1733 nucleotides. It is a transcript of the gene ABHD14B, whose product is annotated as abhydrolase domain containing 14B. Gene Ontology annotation, biological process: positive regulation of transcription by RNA polymerase II. Gene Ontology annotation, cellular component: cytoplasm. NCBI's taxonomy places the organism in Eukaryota, Metazoa, Chordata, Testudines, Cheloniidae. The record is from RefSeq and is a predicted model, not a curated record. Gene Ontology annotation, molecular function: hydrolase activity.
CCCGUCUCCGCCCCUGGUUGGCGUCACGGCUCGCGCCCUGGCUUCCUGUCCGACCUUCGACCCCGGGAAGCGCGGGUCUUCGCGGGCCGCCCCUCCCCGCUCGGCAGGACUGCUUGAAAGCACGAACAGGGAGGCCAUGGCCACCCCGCAGGUGACGGUGGGCACCAUCACGGUGGAUGGGCAAACCCUGUUCUACCGGCAGGCCAAUCCGGCCCAGCAGGCCCCCAAGCUAUCUGUCCUGCUGCUCCACGGCAUUCGCUUUUCAUCUGAGACCUGGCUCAACCUGCAGACGCUGUCUAAGCUGGCGGAUGCUGGCUACCGUGCUGUGGCCGUCGAUCUGCCAGGGCUUGGCCAUUCCAAGGAGGCGACAGCUCCGGCUCCUGUUGGGCAGCCUGCCCCUGGGGGUUUCCUGAAGGCUGUCUGUGAGGCCCUGCAGCUGGGCCAGGUGGUUGUGAUCAGCCCAUCCCUCAGCGGGAUGUAUUCGCUCCCAUUCCUCUUCCAGCACAGCCAGCUGGUCCAUGCCUACGUGCCGGUGGCGCCCAUCUGCACCGAGAAGUUCCCCGCCACGCAGUACACCAGCAUAAAGACCCCCACGCUGAUUGUGUAUGGGGACCAGGACACCCAGCUCGGGGAAAUAAGCCUGAACAACCUCAAGAACCUCCCCAAUCACAAGGUGCUCCUGCUGAAAGGAGCAGGACAUGCCUGUUACCUGGACAAGCCGGAGGAGUGGCACCUGGGCCUGCUGGACUUCCUGAAGAGCCUGGAGUGACGAGUGGCCUCUUUUCUUCCCCAGACCUCCAGUGCGCGAUCUGUCAGGCACAUGGCUGGCUCUUUGGUGCACACCUCCUGUGGAGGAUCUGGGGCCCACAGCUUCUUUCUCUCACUAGAGCGGGUACUUAAUUGAUGGCUCCUUCCCGAUCUCAGACAAUCGCAGCACACUGGGGGGUUAGCAAAUGGUGGCCACGAAGCCAGAGGUGCCCUCCUGGCAGUCAGGUGCUUGCUCCUUUUCCUUCUUUUUAAAAUGAUUAGAAUUGAAAGGUUUAUCGAAGCUGCCUGGCCACUAGCAUGGGGUGAGACUGGGGGUAUUGAGGGCAGGUUCCCCAGCUGCACAUUCUAGUGCAAACCCGUCCUGCAAAUCCUAGCUCCAUAGCUGUGUCAAUGCCCCUGCUCCUGCCCUGCAGCGCCCCUGCUACUCCAGACCUGCCAGUGCCCCCAAUCCUGCCCUUCAGCCCCCCCUGUGACUCCAGCCCUGCCCCCACCCAGCUCUGCCAGUGCCCCCAAUCCUGUCCUGCAGCCCCCCUGCAACUCCAGCCCUGCCUCCACCCAGCUCUGCCAGUGCCCCCAAUCCUGCCCUAUAGCCUCCCUGCUACUCCAGCCCUAUCCCCCACCCAGCUCUGCCAGUGUCCCCACACCUGCUCUGCAGCCCCCCUGCAAUUCCAGCCCAACCACCCCAGUUCUGCUGCACACCUCAAUCCUGACCUGUAGCACCCCCGGCUACUUCAGCCCUAUCACAGCCCCAAUGAUGUGCCUUAAUCCUGCUGUGAGCCUCACCGGAGCACAUGCUGACACCCACGCGCAGCACUGCUUGGCUUGUGAGGAGCGACCCAGCCCCUGGGAGCCACACGGAGGCCAAACUUGCUACCAGCCUGGGAUCGAUCAUUCAGGGAGCUUCCACCCAAACUCUGCGGCGACAGCACCUAAUCCUUCACGAACAAAUAAAACUCAGAUCUGGG